GGGCAACUGCUGAACUCUCCAGAAGCGUUUAUGUUCCCGGUGGUACUUCAACAGGAGGGUGACGAGGCAAGGCCGGCCGCUGUCUAUGCUCACUGUUGGCUGGGGCCCGCUUGGCAUUAUUCUGAGCGCUAGUUGCCGUCGUUGACAUUGUUAAGCACUGAAAAAACUGGAGGCUGGCACCGAAGGGAGGUGUGCUUGAAACGAAUUUCCUUUCCUGAAGAAGAAACGUUUGGGAGGAGGGGACCUGGAAAAUGACAGGAGCGAAGAGAAAAAAGAAUAGUGUGGUAUGGAGGAAGAUAAACUCCUUCCAUUGUGCAGACAUUAAACAGUGGUGUCUAAGGCGACUGCCAAUUCUGGAAUGGGCACCAUGCUACAACCUGAAGGAAAAUUUGAUUCCGGACACAGUGUCGGGGAUAAUGCUGGCAGUCCAGCAGGUGACACAAGGGUUGGCCUUUGCUAUUCUCUCUUCUGUCCACCCGGUGUUUGGUUUAUAUGGCUCUCUGUUUCCAGCCAUUAUUUAUGCCAUCUUUGGAAUGGGGCGCCAUGUUGCAACAGGGACCUUUGCUUUGACAUCAUUAAUAUCUGCCAAUGCUGUCGAGCGUCUAGUUCCUCAGGCCAGCCAGAACUUCACCACAUACAGCAACUCAGGUGUGCUGGGCUUAUCUGAUUUUGAGAUGCAGAGGAUUGGAGUUGCUGCAGCUGUUUCAUUCUUGGGAGGAAUCAUUCAGAUCGCCAUGUUUGUGCUGCAGCUGGGCAGUGCCACUUUCUUGCUAACAGAGCCUGUGAUCAGUGCAAUGACAACUGGAGCUGCCACCCACGUUGUGACCUCACAAGUCAAAUAUCUCCUUGGAAUGAAAAUGCCUUAUAUCUCAGGACCAUUGGGAUUCUUUUAUAUCUAUGCCUAUGUCUUUGAAAACAUCAAGUCGGUUCAAUUAGAAGCUCUGCUGUUGUCCUUGCUCAGCAUCGUGGUGCUUGUUCUUGUUAAAGAGCUCAAUGAACAGUUUAAAAGGAAAAUUAAAGUUGUCCUUCCUGUCGAUUUAGUUCUGAUUAUUGCUGCAUCAUUUGCUUGCUAUUGUGCCAACAUGGAAUAUACCUACGGAUUGGAUGUUGUGGGACAUAUUCCAGAUGGAAUUCCUUCACCCAGGGCACCCCCAAUGAAUAUUCUUUCAGAAGUUGUCACUGAAGCAUUUGGGGUUGCACUAGUUGGCUAUGUAGCCUCAUUAGCCCUUGCCCAAGGUUCUGCCAAAAAGUUCAAAUAUUCAGUUGAUGACAACCAGGAGUUUUUGGCUCAUGGCCUCAGCAAUGUCAUUCCUUCCUUUUUCUUUUGUAUACCGAGUGCUGCAGCAAUGGGGAGAACAGCAGGCCUCUAUAGCACUGGAUCAAAGACACAGGUGGCUUGCCUAAUAUCUUGUAUUUUGGUCCUGAUCGUCAUCUAUGCAGUAGGACCAUUGCUUUACUGGUUGCCCAUGUGUGUUCUUGCAAGUGUCAUUGUUGUGGGACUGAAAGGGAUGCUAAUACAGUUCCGGGAUUUAAAAAAAUAUUGGAAUGUGGACAAAAUAGAUUGGGGCAUAUGGGUCAGCACCUACAUAUUUACAAUAUGUUUUGCGGCUAAUGUGGGGCUGCUCUUUGGUGUUGUCUGCACCAUAGCUGUUGUGAUUGUGCGUUUCCCAAGAGCCAAGACACUGAGUCUGAAAAAUAUGAAAGAAUUGGAAUAUAAAGUGAAGACAGAAGUUGAGGGUGAAAAUUUACAGCAGGUUAAAUUUAUCUCAAUAAACAAUCCACUUGUUUUCCUGAAUGCGAAGAAGUUUCAUGCUGAUUUAAUGAAUACAAUCCAGAAGGAUAAUGCCAAUAACCAGCCACCUGAUGAUAUCAACAAGUGUGAACAAAACAUGUUGCUUAAUUUGACAUCCAAUGGUACCUGCAAUGGGGAAACACCACAGCCAUAUCCUAAUGAAAAAUGUUCUGUGAUCCUGGAUUGCACUGGAUUGACCUUCUUUGACUAUACUGGAGUGUCUACGCUUGUUCAGGCUUACACGGAUUGCAAAAGUCAAAAUGUCGACUUCUUAUUAGCAAAUUGCACGGCUUCCUUGAAAAAAGCAGUGCAAUAUUGUGGCCACCUAGAGUCAGAUAAACACAUUUUCUUUGAAUCAGUAUCUGCCGCAAUUGGUGCCAUCCAUUUAAAUAAGAAUUUGAGCAAAUGCAGUGACCACAGUGAAGUCUGAUCCCAGUGUGUUACAGCUCAUCUCUUCUCUCUGAUAGCUCCCCAGGAUCAACCAAGUCACGGCAUUUUUACAUGACAUUUUGUUGUUGUUGUUACUGGACUCCUGCAGGCAACACAUUUUAUACCAAAUGUAAUAAACAGAUUCAGUAACAGAGUGGCUACUGGUCUGUAUUUACCAAAAAGUUGUUUUUUUAUCUCUGUUCUCCUAAUGCUGAAGACACCCAUAGGGUUGACCUGUAGCAAUAUUUUCAUAGAGAAUUUAUAUGUAUGUUAAGUACAGCAUUUUCAGGGACUAAACCUGAAAUCGUGGCCUGUUGCUUUCAUUUUGUAUAUUGUUUUAAUUCUGUUUUAUUAAAAUGUAAUUUGCAAAGUACAGGUACAUGUUUCUCUUGGAAUAACACAUUAGGAACCCUUUCCCAUUCCCUGUAAAACUACAGGAAGCUUUAUAGAUCAUAAGUAACAGUUUCAAAUAAGUGCCUCCCCCCCCCCAAAAAGAACAAAACCAUUUGACAGCAGCAAAUAUGUAAAAUCAACCUGUGUUAUCUGUAUAGUUAACUAGAAGGGCAGCUAGGUGGUGCAAUGGAUAGAGCAACUGGGCCUGGAAUCAGAAAGACUCAUCUUCAUGAGUUCAAAUCCAGCCUCAGAUGCUUACUAGCUGUGUGACCCUGGGCAAGUCACUUAACUAUAACCCUGUUUGCCUCAGUUCCUCAUCCGUAAAAUGAGCUGGAGAAGGAAAUGGCAAACCACUCCUGUAUCGCUGCCAAGAAAACCCCAAAUGGGGUCAUGAGGAGUCAGACAUGACUGAAAUGACUCAACAACAACAUAGUUAACCAAAGCUUGUAUCUAUUGAUGUAGAACAUAGAUUUUUAGUGUUGGAAGGAACCAGAGGACCUGAGGUCACUGUUCACCUCUGCUGCUUUACUAAACCUGUGUGACCUUGAACAACUCAUGGAACCUCUCUGAGCCUCAGUUUCUUCGUCUGUAAAAUGAGGGGGUCAGGAUAAAUGAUCUCUGAGGUUCCUUCCAGCUCCGUAUCUAUGAUCCUAGAAGCAUGAAUGCUCCCUCCAACUGUGAAAGCCACUGAAAUUUAAUGAGAGCAAAGAAUGAAUAACCAAUCAAGGGAAACCUCCUCAGCACUGCCUCCCACCACACCCUCACCCCAUAUCUAGUACGGUUUGGAUACUUUGAGCCCUUGAGAAAUUUAUGUAGUUAUGUAAAGGCAUGUAAUACCAUGGGAUCAAGUUCAUGGCCUAGGUGACUUCAUUUUAUUGUGGGCAUUAAAGAGAUACCCAGGAUCUUCAGCCUUGAAAGUUACGGUUGGGGCCAUAUUAUUGUAUAAUAUGAUAACUUCUGACUUUAUAUAAUACUUUUCAGUUUGCAAAGUAUUGCACAUGCAUGCUCUCAUUUGAGCCUCACAGUUAUCCUGAGUAUAGGUAAUACUAACUCCAUUUUACAGAUGAGGAAACUGAGGCUCAGAAGAGCGAAGUGCCUUGGCCAUGAUCACACUGCUAGUAUGUGUCAGGAGUAGGACUCAAACCCAGGUCUUCCUGAUUGAAAAUCCAGCUUUCCCUCUACUAUGCCACAUUGCCUGGAUUUAGUUUGGUCAGUACCAAAGAAGGUGGACAUUUCAUGUCUGAUCUUUUCGCACUGAUAAGGCCUCUGGAAGCAAGAAUACUACCAUCAGAUUAUAUUUGUGUAUUGGAUGGCCCUUAAACAUAAUCUAUGUGGAGUUUGAUAGAUAAAGAAAUUGAAACCCACAGAGCUGAUGUGACUUUUCAGAGAUCACAUAACCACUUAGCUGUAUAUUAAUUGUUUCUUCUUUCAUUUCAAGGAUAUCUGUAAGUCCUACAAAUAUGAGAGUUUGUGGCAAAUGUCCCCUUAGGGAACUUUUCUAUUUCCCAAGGGUAGUCAACAUCACAGUAUUUUUUUUUCUUUUUGUUCAAUGAGAACUUGGUAUUAUGAUGCCUUGCAAAUCCACAGACCUGAAAGAAUAAUGGGCAAAUAGCUAUCCUAAGCUAAACUGAGCUACAUAAAUUAUUUGUAUUUUGAAUAUACUCACACAUAUGUAUGUAUAUAGAGCCUCACAUUUCUGAAUAUCAUAUUGGUUUAUGUAAGAAGCAUAUUCAUUUAGAAAGGUAGCAGGUAUAGAAACAGUUACAAUUGAAAACUUUUGGGGAUCCAACCUUUUUAGAAAGAAUCUAGUGGCUUAGCAUAUUUCCAAUAAUUUUAAGUAAGAUAAUGAAGGAGCAGCUUGUGGAUAAGAGUAAAAGAGUGCGUGUUUAGACACGAGCAUCAUAAAGUAAGCUUUGUUUCAAAUCUGGCCUCAGAUACUUGAUGUAUAUGUACUAGCUGUGUGACUUUGGGCAAGUCACUUAACUCCAAUUGCCCUGCCAAAAAAAUAAAUAAAGUAAGCUUUGUAAGCUUCUCCAAAAGUAAAUUCAAGUUCCCGCCGUCUGAUUCAUCAGAACUUAUCUGCAAAUGAUUUGAUGCCCAUUCAGAUGGCACUGUAUUUUAGUAUUACCAAGCUAAGUGUUCAAGGGAAAGAUAAUAACAGACAUGAGCUUUUUACUAUAUUAUCCAGGAAAUAGUCCUGUGGAUAAUGUAAGGAUGAGAUGGAAGCAUAAAUUUGUAUAUAUUUCCAGAAAUGAAAAUUCACUUUGUCCUAGAUGACCUAAAUUUUUGAAUUUCUAGUUUGGUAUGAAAAGGAUGAAGCCAACCAAGAUCCUUCAUCCUAUAAAGCUCCAUUGAAAGCUGAAGUCUUUGGAAAUAUAAUUUGUUUGCUUUAAGGGAAGAAGCUUAACUUCCACUUUUCCUAUUGAAUUGUUCAACAUAUGUUUAUUGAUUGACUGUUCCAAUUGAGGGAAUGUGAUAGAAAUGAAGGAAGAGGAUACUGCUGGAAUGGAUUCAUCAAUGAAGAUACAGAAAGGUCACUGGCGAGUCUCUUUAACUUGUAAACUAAUGUUUUCCGACUUAGGUGACUAUGUCUUCUAAUGAAUGCAUAAUCAUAUUGAAAGUAUUAUCUGGUAGAAUAGUGAUUGUACAUCAGAGAACCCACCAAAAUCGUCAGUUGGCAUCUAAGUUGAUUUGUUCUGUUUAUUAAAUAUGAUCAAGUGUUGACAGAGCAAUUGUAUUUGAGUGUCUUCCAUCUUUGCAGAAGAAAGUAAAGAUAUUAAAAAAAAUAAACUAAGCCAGGGUCCCAGAUCCUUUAUUAAUUAUAUUUGAAGUAGAAGCAGGCCAAAGUGAGUGGGCUCGUUUAGCAAUCUUUAGCAACAGAGAAGCAAAUCCUUUUCCUGGUGUAUUGCUUCUCCAUCCCAUUGGGUCUUAAUGAAGUGAACAGGACUUUGACAUAUUGAAGGAGAAAUAACACUUCAGUAGAACUGAGUCCUGAGAGGCAGACAGCUCUGCUUUAAUCUUAGGCACAGAGCUGACCCAUUUAAUAUUGACUAUGCAUCUUGCAUUGGCAUCAUUUCAACUGUGAUUUUGUCCUAAUUCUGUAAUGGCUACAUAUCCACAGAAUUUUCCUUUUGAGAUGACCUUACUUUUUUCCCCUCUCUCCUUCCCCCAAUGACAUACUACUUUCUUAUCAAACAUUACAGGGAAGCAAAAUCAGAAGAAAAAAAUUAAAAUUGACCUAUAAGAGUAUUAAGGACCUAAUGUGGUGACACUUACAAAUUAAGCAUAAAAUAUGUAAUAAGAAGACUGUUAACAUUACACUUAUGCAAAUUAAAUGUCUUUAAUUUUCAUCAUUUGUCUUCUGUUUUAAAGGUUAUUUGCCCCUUGAUUGUAGGAUACAAGUGUAGUGAGGUCUGGCUUGAGCUACUUUGAAGUAAUUUAUUUGACAGAUCUCCUAUCUAAAAAUAUGUAACGUAAUGAGGAAAGGGAUCUUCCUUGUUUAAUGAAAACAUUAAUGUGUCAAUAGCCUAUAUGGGUAAUGUUUGACAUUUAGUGGUUACUAAGAAAAUUAACAAGUUGGUGAACAUACAUAUGCUUGGGAAGUGUGCAUUCUGUGUUCAGGUGGAAUGAUGAUCUCAUUCUGUACAGAAUAUGCUUUCUUGGCAGUGAGUGUGGGUGCCAGAUUUCAAAUAGGGAGUUAAGUGGUGCUUUUGCAAUCCAAAGGAUUCGUAAUUAAAAUCAUAUAGUCUAAUAAUACUCUGCAUCUUUUGGGGGAUUUUUAUAAUACGUUUAAUUUUUUGUGUAAUUCUUUGUACUAACGCAAUGUGUAACACCCAGUUUACUUGGAAAUAAAUUGAAAUAUAAUAUCUGU
Molecule: messenger RNA, 6485 nt
Organism: Trichosurus vulpecula (common brushtail)
Lineage: Eukaryota; Metazoa; Chordata; Mammalia; Diprotodontia; Phalangeridae
Gene: SLC26A7
Product: solute carrier family 26 member 7
Exons: 19
Coding region: 252-2222 (656 amino acids)
Biological process (GO): transmembrane transport
Cellular component (GO): membrane
Molecular function (GO): oxalate transmembrane transporter activity; chloride transmembrane transporter activity; sulfate transmembrane transporter activity
Source: RefSeq, a predicted model, not a curated record